This is a messenger RNA of Penicillium malachiteum, 1398 nucleotides long. RefSeq lists its product as uncharacterized. The transcript is spliced from 3 exons. The record is from RefSeq and is a predicted model, not a curated record. NCBI's taxonomy places the organism in Eukaryota, Fungi, Ascomycota, Eurotiomycetes, Eurotiales, Aspergillaceae. Bases 1 to 1398 code for a protein of 465 amino acids.
AUGCACUGGGAUGGAAGGCUUUGUGGGAAGACUGUUUCGGGGGAAUGUGGUCCCGGCUUGGACCAAAGUGGCAAUGAUUGCCUUACCGGUUCUAAGGGUGAACCUCAAUGUCCUGCCGACAGUCAGCUCUUGGAAGACGUCUGUGUCAAGGAGCCUACAUGUCAAAGUGGAUACGACUUCGUCGAUGGACUUUGCACGCAGCGUGAGAGCCCUAUCUGCAAAGAGGACUUCAGAUUUGAUUCUUCCAGGGGAAUCUGUUAUUUCAAGGAUGUUCCUGAAUGUGAAACGGGUACUGUGCUACGAGAUGGUGUCUGCAUUCUCCCAAAUGUACAGGCUAAAUGUGAACCUGGCUUCAUCCUUGACUCAAAGUGCUGCGUCUUAGCCAGGGUUCCAUACUGUAAUGAGGGGACAUUCGAUGGCGAGGCAUGUUGCUUGAAGGACCUCCCUCCCAUUUGCAAAACCUCUCAAUCGCCUGAUGCGAGCCUCGAUGCGUUUGGCCGAUGCUCUGUUUUGCCAAAUUGCGAGAAAGACACCAAGUUCAAGAAUGGAGCCUGCUUGAUGGAGCGACAGCCUUUCUGCGAAUCAGGCGCUUUGUAUAAUGCUCAGUCCACAACCUGCGAGUGUGAGCAGAAAUUCCACUGCAAGGAUGGCUUCACACUGAUCAAUGGGAAAUGUGAGUUCGAGGUAUUGGUUCCCACAUGCAAAGAUGAUGAAGAAUUGAAAAACGGGAACUGCUGCAAACGACCAAAAUGUCCACCCGGCACCACAUAUAUUCCCGGUACAAACACAUGCGGCGCUCCCCCAAGAUGUGAGGACUACCAGUCUCUCAAAGAUGGAAACUGUAUCGAGGAAGAGGUGCCAAAGUGCGGUGAAGAGAGAGGGUUCAAAUGGGACGGCACUGGAUCGUCCAGCCUUUGCGUCAAAUUGACACCCCCGACAUCCUGCAACAAGCCUACCGUGUACAAUAAAGAGACCAAGUUUUGCUUUGUGUUCAGUGCCUCGGUUCUCGACUGUGGUCCCGAGAAUACCUACGACCAGCGCGUUAAGCGCUUCAAUGAUACUCUUCAGUUGCUUGGUUUGAACCGCUUGAACCAUACUAUUUCCGAGCUUUCGUCACUUCAGCAGAUAUCCCAGUGGGCUAAUCAAGGGAACAGCGAUCGGACCAUCCAGCCAGUGAAGAUUAUAGCGGAUUCUGAGAAGGCCAAGGAUUCCAUACCUGCAGAGUCUAAGGUUGAGCAGACGGAGGUUGAGGACCUGCCAUCUGAGGAUUCUAGAUCUGCAGGUUUCACGUCUGGGUCUGAAUCUCAUGAUGGUGAGCCUGAGGUGGUGUCCAAGUCGGAGGAAGAUAUGGGUGGCGAGGAGGAGCUUGAUAUCGAGGAUACCGACGAUGAGUGGUAG